Rattus norvegicus (Norway rat) is the source of this 3993-nucleotide messenger RNA. It is a transcript of the gene Mef2b, whose product is annotated as myocyte enhancer factor 2B. NCBI's taxonomy places the organism in Eukaryota, Metazoa, Chordata, Mammalia, Rodentia, Muridae. The record is from RefSeq and is a predicted model, not a curated record. Gene Ontology annotation, cellular component: nucleus; transcription regulator complex. Gene Ontology annotation, biological process: regulation of DNA-templated transcription; positive regulation of transcription by RNA polymerase II; positive regulation of DNA-templated transcription. Gene Ontology annotation, molecular function: RNA polymerase II transcription regulatory region sequence-specific DNA binding; sequence-specific double-stranded DNA binding; DNA binding.
AGUGGCUUCGUGUGGGCCAGGUAACGUCAGUGUCAUCCUGGUCCUUGUCCCAUCCCGUCCAGUCCCGUUUCCCCACCCCCACCCCCUCCUAGCGCAGGGGCCCUGCUGCAGCUGCCGCCCUCACGUAACCAGAGCCUGCGGGUUGCAUCAGAGCCAGGGGGAGGUGGCCAGGUAAACAGCGGGGCCCCGGGGGCCGGGGCUCCCCAGGCUCCUUCAUCACAGAGCCUCGUUCUUCAUCACGGAGCCCAGGCAGAAGCCCCCAGGCUUGGCCCGGGUUCUGGUGUGUCCUGGGGACGCCUGUGUGUGUGUACAGCACAGCAGGAACUUUCCUUUUUUGAGUCUGAAGAGAAAGUUUAUCGCUGUGGAAGUGGUUCGCUGCAGUCAUCCAAAACUCAGGGGGUGAAGGCAAGAGGCCUGCCCUGAGACUGAAUUAAAGAAUGAAACACUGUUGUGGGCCUGGAGUUGUGCAGACAGACAAGGUUCCAAUUACACCGGUGUAGGACAAGGCAGAGGCCACCCAGUCAGCUGUACUCCUGCCCCACACCCCAGAGUCCCUCACCCAGGGGUGAGCUACUCAGAUCAGAAAGCAAAUGUCCCCGUUUCUGGGGUGCACUUCCCCAUCCCCAACAGCACUCUAGGUCAGCCCUUCACAGUUCUGGUCUGACCUCCCACUGUUCCCCACCCUGGCCCAGUACUACCUGCCAAGAGUUGGGGGAGGGAACGUGUGGAAAUUCUACUUCCUUCACACGGGGCUUCACCCCAAAGCCAGCUUCAUCUCUGACCUCUGACCCUGACAUUCUUUUCACCCUGAGGCUUACCUCAAGUGCUCUCCACUUGGGUCUUCCUCUGGCCCUGGCUCUGGGCAGAAUGAUGCUGGGACUCCAGGCCGAGGGUGAAUGGGAGUCCUAGAAGCCACCAGGGUGACUUUCCCUCUGCAAAAGAGCUGAAACAGGCACGGUAGUGGAAGUAUAUGAUGACACUGGCAAGAGGCACAGCUAGGUAGGACCACCUUGGUGACCCCCCCCCAUAUGAUGGUUCUAAUUGUGGGAGGGCAUGAUCCAGCAUAGGACCAGAUUGGUCCCACUUGCAGAAUCAGAGUUCUAAGGAAUUCUUUAUUUCCUUAUUGAGCAGAGUCUCAUUCAGUAGCCUGGGCUGCCACAGAGCUAGAUGUGUUCCUCCUGCCUCAGCCUCCUUUAUCCCAAGAUCUUGUUGGCUUGUGAUUCUUUUAGAGUUGGAGAUUGGAGGUAACUUUCUGCAUGCUAGGUGGACACUCUACUGUAGUCUCAUGCCUCUUGUUUGUUUUUAUAUUUAUUUUGAGCCAGGGUUUUAUUAUGUUGUCCAGGCUGGCCUUAGACUCACCAUCCUCGUGUGAUCCAUUGUCUCAGCCUCCAGAGUACCCGGGAUUGUAGACUUGAGCCACCAGCACAAUUUAUUUCUUUAUCUGCAGACAAUAGUCUCAAAAUUGCCCAGGAUAUGCUUGAGUUCAGUGUGCAUCAGAUUGGCCAGAAACUUAGUACACUCCAGCUGGCUGGUGUAGCUGGAAGGACAGCUGUGUCACCAAACCAGCUGCUAACUGUAUGUCACCCUUAUUAAGGUGUAUGGUCCUGGCUAACUGGUCCAAAAUAAGGUUAGGGUCAUCACAGUGAGGUCCAGGAGCCCUGAAUCCUCAAGGAGAAACCUAGCUGUUUGUACAGCCUUGCCCUAUAUAUUUUUUAUUUUAAUUUUUAAGAUAAUAUGUAUUUGUUUUGGGGUUUUGUUUGUUUGUUUUUUUCCAGAGCUGAGGACCAAACCCAGAGCCUUGCGCUUGCUAGGCAAGCGCUCUACCACUGAGCUAAAUCCUCAACCCCUGAUAAUAUGUAUUUGUGCCAUAGCAGGUAGAAGUCAGAGGACAACUUACUGGCGUGGGUUCUCUCAUUGCACAGUUCGAUACCAGAGAUGGGACUCCUGUUAUGCUUAGCAGUAAACCCUUUACCCACUGAACCAUUUUGUCUGGCUCCAUGACCGAUUUCUUUUUGGUUCUUUUUUUCGGAGCUGGGGAUCGAACCCAGGGCCUUGUGCUUCCUAGGCAAGCGCUCUACCACUGAGCUAAAUCCCCAACCCCUCCAUGACCUUUUUUUUUCUUAUUUUUCUUUCUCUUUCCUUUGGUUUUUGUUGUCGGUGAUGGUCUUUGUUUGUUUGUUUGUUUGUUUGUUUGUUUCCAAACACAGUUUCUCAGUGUCCAAACACAGUUUCACAGUUCUAAGUCCCUGACUAUCCUGGAACUUGCUUUGCUCUGUAGACCAGGCUAGCCUCGUCACCCUGUACCUCUCUCUCCAAGGGCUGGGAUUAAAGUUGUGUGCCACUAUGCUCUGUGUUUUGUUUUGUUUUGUUUUUCUAGGGUCUCUUGCUUUGUAUCCCAUGCUGGCCUGCAACUAUCUGCAGUACUCUUGCCUUAGCCUCCCGGGUGUGCACUGCUUAGUCUGGCUUCCCUUUGGACCCUAGCAUCUUCUCCGGACCUUGUACGAAGCGCCUAGGAGCCAGGACACUCCCAAGUAUCCGCCCCUAUGCAAAUGUCCACCUCCAUCCAAUCAACUCUUGAGGGCGGGGCUGCGCGGGAAGGCUUCUGCCGCUGAGCCGGAGCUGAGUUCAGUGCGGCUGCUGCAGUAGGCGCCUGGACUCUCGCAGUGUACAGCAGGUGUGGCCGGCAGGGACUGGACUCCGGGGACUCCUGAGAACAGCCACUCUGCACAACCACCCACGAUGGGGAGGAAAAAAAUCCAGAUCUCACGCAUUCUAGACCAAAGGAACAGGCAGGUGACUUUCACCAAGCGCAAGUUCGGGCUGAUGAAGAAAGCUUACGAGUUGAGCGUGCUUUGUGACUGCGACAUCGCGCUGAUCAUCUUCAACAGCGCGCAGCGCCUCUUCCAGUAUGCGAGCAGCGACAUGGACCGGGUGCUGCUCAAAUACACCGAGUACAGCGAGCCGCACGAGAGCCGCACGAACGCGGAUAUCUUGCAGACACUGAAGAGGAGGGGAGUGGGCCUUGAUGGGCCCGAACUGGAUAUGGAAGAGGGGCCAGAGGGUCCUGGAGAGAAGCUGCUGAGGACGCUGGGAGGAGACAGAGGCUUGGUCUCGCCCCCGCCUCGGAUCUAUCCAGUGGCCCCCGCAAUGUCGGUCUCAGAGCUGUCAUACCGGGUCCCACCCGCCACUUCAGGCUGUGACCCUGGCGGGCUGGGGGAGGCCCCGUCUGUCCACAGCCGCUCGCCUCACUUUCGACCCCCGGGCCUGGGACACCCCAUCUUCUCUCCGAGCCACCUUGCGGGCAAGACACCCCCACCCCUGUACCUGGCGACUGAUGGGCGGAGGCCAGACCUGCCCCCUGGCCUGGUUGGUGCCCGAGGGGGACUGGGCACAUCGAGGAGCUUGUACAGCGGCUUGCAGAGCCCUGGCGCCCCGGGCCCGGCUCUGGGUAGCUUCGCCUUCCUACCACCAGGCUCAGCAGAUUGCAGUCCGGGAGACGCAGCUCAGGUCCCCCUGCAGCCCUCGCCCUGGCCACCAACGAGGGACGCGGUGGACCCCGCCGGGCCAGCUGCCCGCAGUCUGUGCGAGGAGGGUCCCCCGAGCCGAGAGGCCUCCCCUCCGACACCUCCGGUCAGCAUCAAAUCCGAACGUCUGUCUCCAGUCACUGGGACCUCUGGAGACUUCCCCAGGUCCUUCCCCUACCCUCUGCUCCUUGCCAGACCCCUGGCAGAGCCACUGCGGCCCGCGUCCCUGCGCCGCUUGACUCCCGACAGCUGGCCACGGUAGCGCUCUAAGAGGAUCCUCUAGCCUCCGCAGAGUUCCCGCAGUCUCAGCUUUCCUGCAAGACCAGGAGGGCGAGGGCACCCAAGGUGCAUCACUAAUGAGGCCCUGCCCCUUCCUGGGAGCCGCUGUAUCAAUAAAGCUCAAGGAUUUGGGAGGGCACUGUGCAGCCCCCAGCUCAGAGCCUCCCGAGCCCAGGAUAGCCACACCCAA